UGAAAAUAAACUUGAAAAAUAUUUAUGUGGUGUGGUUCAAAUUUGGAACUAUAAAAUAUUAAGAAUUGAUAGUGUAUAUAAAUGCUACAAAUAUUGAAAUAUAUUAAUCAUGUCCUCUGCUAUAUGUAAAUCUUUUCGUAGCAACCGUUAUAAAUCCAUCAAUAGGCUACACUUCCGCGCCUCAUCAACAGCAUCAAAAAAGUUUCCCUUUCCGUUCUUGGAUUUUCCCAUCAUACCUAAAAAACCUCUGGUAAACAUGGACACCGUUGAAGCUCAAUUUGUUCGUGAUACAAUUGCCAAAAAUAAGGUUGCAAUAUUUAGCAAAACUUAUUGUCCCUAUUGCACAAUGGCCAAGGAGCCAUUUCGAAAACUGAAGGUUAAUGCAAUGAUAGUAGAACUGGAUGGACGUAAAGAUGGCAAUGAAAUUCAAUCUGUUCUGGGCGAAAUGACUGGUGCCCGCACGGUGCCCCGCGUGUUUAUAAAUGGCAAAUUUGUGGGCGGCGGCACGGACAUUAAGCGAAUGUACGAAUUGGGAACUCUGCAGAAAUUCUUUGAAUAAUCCUGUUAAAGAUUACAUAUUUUGAACAUAAAUAAAAAAUGUAGUGCAAAUUUUUCAAUUA
This is a messenger RNA of Drosophila montana, 620 nucleotides long. RefSeq names its product Glutaredoxin 1 (gene Grx1). Gene Ontology annotation, cellular component: cytoplasm. Bases 110 to 559 code for a protein of 149 amino acids. Gene Ontology annotation, biological process: cellular response to oxidative stress. The record is from RefSeq and is a predicted model, not a curated record. Gene Ontology annotation, molecular function: glutathione disulfide oxidoreductase activity. Lineage: Eukaryota; Metazoa; Arthropoda; Insecta; Diptera; Drosophilidae. The transcript has 4 exons.